This is a messenger RNA of Cornus florida, 2968 nucleotides long. RefSeq names its product NF-X1-type zinc finger protein NFXL2. Gene Ontology annotation, cellular component: nucleus. NCBI's taxonomy places the organism in Eukaryota, Viridiplantae, Streptophyta, Magnoliopsida, Cornales, Cornaceae. Bases 94 to 2715 code for a protein of 873 amino acids. Gene Ontology annotation, biological process: regulation of DNA-templated transcription. The transcript is spliced from 13 exons. The record is from RefSeq and is a predicted model, not a curated record. Gene Ontology annotation, molecular function: zinc ion binding; RNA polymerase II transcription regulatory region sequence-specific DNA binding; DNA-binding transcription factor activity, RNA polymerase II-specific.
ACCCACAAACAUUACCAAUUUACCAUGAAGACCAACUGAAGUCUCCCAUCCCUGUCGCGCGCAGAACAGUUAAAACAGACUUCACUUCCCAAAAUGACCUCAACGAUGUCCCACCACCAACCUCUCUCCCCGUUGUCAGAUUCCGACGCCGACUCUGACACCAGCCCCACCGCCUCCGGCGGAGCCGGAGACCUCCGCCACGACGACCUAUCUGACACCAUCUUCAGAUCCUACAUCGAGAUCACAGGCCGUUCAUCACCCGACCUCGCCAAGAUCCAAUCUUUCCUCACAUCAUCGCGCUCCGGCGCCCUAUCGUGCCUCAUAUGCCUCGAGCGCAUCCGUUUGUCCGAUCCCACCUGGUCCUGCACAUCACGCUGCUUCGCCGUCUUCCACCUCCUCUGCAUCCAGAGCUGGGCCCGCCAGUCCUCCGACCUCUCCGCCGUCCGCGCCGUCUCCCGUCUCCCCAUCUCCGCCUCCAAAGCCGCCGAAGACUCCCUCUGGAACUGCCCCAAAUGCCGAAUCGAGUACUCCAAAACCCUAAUCCCCAAAUACUAUUACUGUUUCUGUGGAAAAUUAGAAAACCCUCCCAACGAUCCAUGGAUUCUACCGCAUUCUUGCGGCGAGAUCUGUAAUCGACCGUUGAAGUACACUUGCGGUCACUACUGUUUACUCUUAUGCCAUCCCGGACCGUGCCCCGCUUGCCCGAAGCUCGUGAAAACACGAUGUUUCUGCAGCGCCGUCGAGGAAGUUCGGCGGUGUGGAUUCAAGAAUUUCUCAUGUAAUGGCGUUUGUUCGUCGGUAUUGGAUUGCGGGACUCACCGGUGCAAAGAAAUUUGCCACGAGGGUCAGUGCCCUCCGUGCAGAGCUCGUGGGGUUUACAGGUGCCAAUGUGGGAAGGUGGAGGAGGAAAGGGAGUGUUUUGAUCGGAAUUUUCGCUGCGAAGCUCCUUGCGAGAAGUCGCUUGAUUGCGGGAAGCAUUUGUGUAGCAGAGGGUGUCAUUCUGGCGAGUGUGGGAAGUGUCCGCUUCAGGGUAAGCGGGCGUGCCCGUGUGGGAAGAGAGCUUAUGAAGGGAUGGCCUGUGAUGUUUUGGUGCCGUUGUGCGGAGGGACUUGUGAUAAGAUGUUGAGUUGUGGUUUUCAUAGGUGCCCGGAGCGGUGUCACCGUGGACAUUGUGUUGAGACUUGUAGAAUUGUCGUCAUCAAGUCGUGCCGGUGUGGUACCUUGAAGAAAGAGGUUCCUUGUUAUCAAGAUUUGGCAUGUGAGAGGAAGUGUCAGAUAUUACGGGAUUGUGGUCGCCAUGCUUGUAAGCGUCGCUGCUGUGAUGGAGACUGUCCGCCAUGCUCUGAGGUUUGUGACAGGAAGCUUCGGUGUAGGAACCACAAAUGCCCUGCUCCGUGCCAUAGAGGUGCCUGUGCUCCUUGCCCCGUGAUGGUGACACUUUCAUGUGCAUGCGGCAAGACAAACUUUGAGGUUCCUUGUGGUACUGAAAAAGACCAAAUGCCUCCUAAAUGUCGCAAACCAUGUCAUGUAACUCCUUUAUGCAGGCAUGGAUCAAUUUGCAAGCCACACAAGUGCCAUUAUGGAUCUUGCCCCCCAUGUCGGCUAAUUUGUGAAGAAGAAUACCCAUGUGGCCAUAAGUGCAAAUUGAGGUGUCAUGGACCUAAACCUCCACCUAAUCCGGAAUUCACAUUGAAACCAAAGAAAAAGAAGUCAAAUCAUCAGAGUGAAUGUACUCCAGGUUCGCCAUGCCCUCCAUGCCCAGAACUUGUUUGGAGGUCAUGUAUUGGCCAACACAUUGGAGCAGAUAGAAUGAUGGUCUGCUCUGAUAAAACAAAAUUUUAUUGUGACAACUUGUGUGGAAAUCUCCUUCCUUGUGGCAAUCAUUUCUGUACUAAAACAUGUCAUGCUCUGAAGAAUCAGUCAUCAACAUCAGGUUCGCGUGAAAGAGGCGAGCCUUGCGAGAAGUGCACUUUAUCUUGCCAAAAGGAGAGGCAGCCUGCUUGUCAGCAUCCUUGCCCCCUACCAUGUCAUCCUGGAGAAUGUCCCCCUUGCAAAGUGCUGGUAAAAAGAUCGUGUCACUGUGGUUCGAUGGUCCAUGCUUUUGAUUGCAUAUAUUACAACAGAUUGUCUGCAGAGGAGCAAAUGAAUGUUCGUUCAUGUGUGGGACCUUGCCAUAGAAAAUUACCAAAUUGCACACAUCUAUGCCCGGAGAUAUGUCAUCCUGGUCAAUGUCCGGCACCUGAAAAGUGCUCUAAAAAGGUUACUGUUCGUUGUGGAUGCCAAACCUUGAAAAGGGAGUGGCUAUGUCGAAAUGUUCAAGCGGCCUAUUGCAAUGCUGGUGUUGAUCCCAAAGACGUAUCAAAAAAUCAAUAUGGACUGAGACUGCUUCCUUGCAAUUCAGAUUGCAAGAGUAAAGAGAAGGUUGUUGAUUCAGAGUUGCAACUCCGUAAAUCUAAAAUUUUGGAGAAGAAAGAGCCAAAUGCUGAAAACAACAUACCAAAGCGCAGAAAAAGACGCGAACGGGUACAAGACGCCAAGCAAAUUUCAAGAUUACAGAAAACUAUUGCCACUGUGAGGAAGUUUCUUCUGUUUCUUGUCAUCGCGGUGACUUUGAUUGCAUCAAUAUAUUGCGGUUACAAGGGCCUUUUGUGGCUCUCUGAUUGGAUGAAUGAAGUUGAAGUACAAAGACAAAAAAGAAGAUUUCCGCGAAAUUGAUCGAUCUGAAGCUAUUUUAUGCUUGAGUUCUGGUUGAUUGACAUGAAGGUCAGUACAUUGAACUCCAAUAGAAAUUAAUCAAUUACACAAUUCUUUCAUUUAUUUAUUCAAGUUAUUUUUCCCCUUUAGUUAGGCAAGGGAUAAUACUGACAGAAGUCACAUAAUAUGUUCUGUAAAGUUUGGAAGACUGAUCUGAAGCUAUUUUCCUUUAUUUUUUCCUUUAGUUAGGCAAGAAAAUAUUAUGUUUUGACUC